AUGCAUACGAAAAGAGGCGCAUUCGUGGAAAUAUCCAUUCCACUGUAUGUUAAUACAAGAAGAUACACAGAAUACCAGAUUGUAGUGGUAGCUGAAAACAGCAGUAUCAAAAAUGAUUGCUUCUUUAUCUAUAGAAGAUAUAGGGAGUUUCGUAAACUGCACAGAAUCCUAGAGAAAGAAAUCAUGUAUUUGCCUGAAUUUCCAGCCAAGAAGUUCUGGAACAAGAGCAGCAAAGUAAUGGAAGAGAGACGGAACAAAUUCAAUUUAUACUUGAAAUAUGUUGGAUCAUACAUACUGAGAAACGGAUAUGAAUAUAGCACAAGUGGCCAAGAAUUCUUCAGGUUUAUUCAAUACAAGAUACAAUGA
Messenger RNA from Enterospora canceri, 366 nucleotides. NCBI's taxonomy places the organism in Eukaryota, Fungi, Microsporidia, Enterocytozoonidae. The record is from the annotation of a GenBank genome assembly.